GCAAAAGAUUCACUGGAAUGCCCCCAGUCUUUGGGAGGGAGUGCAGGGUGUUCCUCCCUCUGAGAGAAAAAGGGGGUGGACAAAUUCAUAGCUUGGUGAUUGUAAAAACCACAAAAUCUUUUUGUUGAAGUUUCUGCGUACAUCUGUAAAUAUCACUUGUUUAAAGAACAUUUUAUUUUAUUUUUGGAUAUUUGUCUGUGUUGCAACUUCCAGUGCUGAAAGGAAUUCGCAGACAUUCAUCGUUAAGCUAAUUUUCUGUUUGUAAAGUUUUUUCCCACUUUUUCUUCUGAAGUUUUUGGAUAAUUUAUUUUUCUAGAUAAAAUCCGUACAGUGACAGAAUCUGCUAAAUUCUUGGAAGUCUUGGAAAAAUACAUCUUUUUUUUUCUUUCUGCUAUUUUGUAUCUUAUUACAGUCACUGGCUAUACAUUUCUACAUCCAGCAAUUCACUGCUCUCUUCGUUGCUUAAUAUAUCCAAGAUGUCUCGGGUGGCAAAGUAUAGACGCCAGGUGAGCGAAGACCCAGACAUUGAUAACCUUUUGUCCACCUUGUCUCCUGAGGAGAUGGAACAACUGGAGAAAGAGUUGGAUGCAGGGGACCCAGAUGCUGGUGUAUCAGCAGGACUCAACAAAGGCCAGACUGAGAGAGCAUCCUCACAGAGAGAAGAGAGCAAGAGGCUUGCUCAAAAACAGGCAUCAAUUGAUGUAAGUGCUGAUAUUCUAUGGCUUUAACCCUUAAAUACCAAUGACUUCACAACAAUCUGAUCUUUAAGUAUCAUAUUCCAAAAUAUAAUGUCCCACUCAUUUGAUGACAAAACUAAAUAAGGAAGACUUUCCAUGCUGGCAUAAUGUAAAAAAAAUCCUGACAUAUAUGUUAUGAUAGCUAGAAAAUAGAGAGCGAGGGGCAUAGUUAAUGCGUUGGCAUGAUAUGAGGGAGGAGGAGGUCUCUGCAUUGUGGUAAAUAGAGGAUAAUGUACAAACAUAGUUCCAUUAAACCCGAGACAAACGUGACUCUUUAACCUCUUCAUGAAAGAUGACUUGCCAGGAUUGCCCGAAAUUUAAAGUGGUGGCCUAAUUCUUAUGGACAGUUAUAGAGUUAAAACCACUAGGGACCCUAAAACAAACUUGGCACAGUAAUUUGUAGUUGAAUAGUUCUGGUGCAGGGAACAGUUAGAAAGUCUAAAGUGAGAUUCUCCCCCAAUCCUCCUGAUUAUAUCUAAAAGAGUCAUUCCACAGUAAUAUGUAAACUGGAGAUCAAAUUCACAGCUCAUCAGUCACUUGGAGGCAUUUUUAAAGCACCAAACAUUUUCCAUCAAAAUGUUCCUGUGGAAACCUACAAUCUAGAUACAUGCAAAUUCUUUGGAGAUUCCACUACAUUCUUACCAUUAGCUCGUGAUAGGAUAAUUGAAGAUAACCAUGCCCAUGUAAGAUAACGAGGUGCAAUGACAUGAUAAAUUCUAUAGUUAUUAUUAUUCCAAAAUAUGCUGAAACAAUUACUGAUGAGACUGGAAACAAAACAUACACAAGAUAUGGGUACAGCCUGACAGUACAGUUCCUGGAACCACAGUGUUCUGUGUUAUUUGAAUUAGUUUGCUUUCAAAGCUUUAAGGAGGUAUAUUGUAUAGGAAUAUUCCAUGCAAGGUUACAAAAUGUGAUAUUUGAUAAUGAUAAAUUCUGUUAUAAUAGUUUGGGUGGUUAAAGGAGCCUUGCUAUUAAAGAUUAAGAUCCGCUUUAAUUCCCAUCUCAUGUACCUCCUCUAUUUAUAAUUCUCCCCCCCUCCUUUUUUUCUCCUUCAUCUCUUCCCUAGCUUCUCCUUCUGCCAGUAUUCCACAUUCCGGCUCAUUUUUCACCACCUAUUUACCCCUGACCUCCAAGAUCUACUUUUUUUUUUUUUAUUUUAGUUUGUUCAGUUUGUUAAUCUGUUUUUCUUUGCCAGCUUCUCUCUCUCACGCAGUUUCUCUUUUACAAAUGUCACUUCACCUGCUCAUAAUUCACUUCUAAUUUUAUCCAGUCUAGUUCUUUUAACUCUCUUCUUACCUUUCUUGUGUCUGUUUUUCUGUCCUCCUAGUUGAUUAACCAUUUUUUCUUUUAUGAUGAUAUCUGUUUUAUCUCGUCUACAUUGCAUUUUCGCUCCCUUUGAAUACAGUUUAUGCCUCUCUGUCUCUUCAAUUCACACUGCUGUUUUUAUCCUUUAUCCCGAUCCCUAAUCUACCUCCUCUCUGUCUCCCAUCUGUCCUUAUUACCGCUGCCCCUUGACUCAUUAGGCAGUUAAGACAUUGAGGACCACUGGUUAAUAUCUAGGCUGCCAUACACAGGAGUGGGCAGCAAACUGGGCCCUAGAGCAAAACUGGAUCAGGUGUCCGAACUACCCUCCUCUUGAAUCUAUUCCGAACAUGGCAAAUAUAUAAUAAAGCAAGUAUUGUUAUUACCCUAUAUUUGGUUGCAGCAUUUAGAGGAGGGGUCCACAUAGAAAUUUACCACAUAUACUCCUAACCUAUCAUACUCUAUAAUAAUGUAAGAGGAGAGAGAUUCCUGAUGCAUGAAACAAUGCUGGAAAGCAGUGCUGUCAAAUAAAAUCCUCAGUUCCAGAUCCCAGUGGAGCAAUAUGGGGAAAAAAGAGGACAUGAAUUCAAAUAUAGUGUAGUAUUUAGGGUGUAGUGAUAUUAGAAUAAAAUAAUAUGCACUUACAAUUUUCUGGAGAUCUUUUCUAGAUAUAUGAGCCUGGACGGUACAAUCCCUAUGUGAGGAUAUGCUUUUGACUUUCAGCAUAUCUUCAAAUGGGGAUUGUGCCGUCCAGACGCAUAUAUCUGGAGCUGAUCUGACGCUCCAGAAAAUUGUAAGUGCAUAUUAUUUUAUUCUAAUAUCACUACACCCUAAAUACUACACUAUAUUUGAAUUCAUGUCCUCUUUUAUUCCCAUAUUGCUCCACUGGGAUCUGGAACUGAUGACUUUAUUUGAAAGCGUUGCUUCCCGGCAUACUUUUAUCUAUGCUCUAUAAUAAGUCCUAAAGUGCAUAGGUCUUGGGAACGUUUACAGAGGCUGUUCAGUAACUUUAAUUUGUAUAAUUGCAGUCAAUUUUGGAACUUAAUGUAGGGAUAUAAACAUGCAUGUCUUGAUCAUUUGUCUAGGACAGUGGUAGGCAACCUUUUGCACUCCAGAUGCUCUGGGCUACAUCUCCUAUAAUGCUCUUCAGCCGUUAUACUGGAAAGCAUCAGCGGAGAUGUAACCCACAAAGUCACUGCAAAUGUUACAUAGGCUGAAAAGAGACAUGUGUCCAUCAAGUUCAGCCUUCCUCACGUUCUUUUUUUGCUGUUGAUCCAAAAGAAGGCAAAAAAACCUAGUUUGAAGCAUUUCCUAUUUUGCAACAAACUAGGAAAAAAAAUUCCCUGUUGACCCCAGAAUCAUAGUCAGAUUUAUCCUUGGAUCAAUAAGGUAUCACCCUACAGUUGAAAGAUUAUAUAAUUGAAUAUUCUGUUUUUGCAAGUAUGCAUCUAGUUGCUGUUUAAACUUCUGUACGGACGCUGAUAAAAACACUUCUUCAGGCAGAGAAUUCCACAUCUUUAUUGUUCUUACAGUAAAAAAAAACCUUUCCUUUGUCUUAGACUAAAUCUUCUUUCUUCCAGUCUAAACGCAUGACCUCGUGUCCUGUGUAUAGUCCUGUCUGUGAAUAGAGUGUCACACAAUGGUUUGUAUUGGCCUCGGAUAUAUUUGUAUAAUGUUAUCAUAUCCCCACUGAGGCAACGUUUUUCUAAACUAAAGAGGUUUAAAUUUGUUAAUCUUUAUUUUUUUUAUUUUUGUUGUGCAUAGCAUCAAUACAGACAAGCUCGGGGUGCCCCAACAGCAAUCCUCAAGCGUAUGGUCAUGCAUAACAUUAGGAGCAACAGAGGGAUCAAGCACAUUUUUUAAACAUAUUAUAAUACUUGUCUAGCUAGGAGGCAUAUGAGGGGAAAUAUAUGCAAGCUUCAUACUACUACUAUAGUAUAGACUCCACUUGAUAGGCAUUUGCAUGACAGUGCUGUAAUAAACAUAAUGCUUCAGUGGGGCUUGCCUAAAGUGUGUACUCUGAUAUAAGGUGUGAUGCCUCUGUGUGUGGAGGAGGGUAAAACAAACAUGCUUAACUGUAUUAAAAGACUAACAGGUUUCCACAUGAUGGUAUAAUAUUCAAGAGUACGUCUGCCUAGUGCACUUAGAUUAGGUAGAUUCAGGAGUUAAACAUAAAGAUGAGAAGUUAGCUACUAAGCAAACCUACGGGUGAACAAAUGUAUAGUUCUCAUGGCAUGUACGUGGGUAAAGAAUGUAAGGAGCCUGGCAUGCCAGUCUGGAGGCCUUGACUGUAGCCCUGGGAUGGACGUUCUCCACUGGGCUCCUAUAUCCCGCGCCCGUGCGUGUACUUUGCGGCGGUGUAUAAUGCAUCUUCGACCUGGGCCCUGUGCUGGGCAGAUUGCAGAGAUGGCGGCUCGUUGGGGGCAAGGUAAGUCCACUCUCCAGCCCCAGGCCGGUAUGAGAGCCGACAAUUUUAGACCACGGACCCGGUCUCCUCUGUGGUCCAAGUCCCUCCCAGGACGGGAGUGGCGGAGGGACAUGAUGGUUAGUCAUCGCCUGUGGUGGCCAUCCCUCCUUCCGUGUGGGCAUUGUCUCCUGGUGGCCCUCGGCCCAGGUAGGCCAUUAAUAUGAGUUGUAGGUUUGUCAAAUGUAGCUAGGCCCGAGGGGGUCCUCCUCGCUCUCCGGCUCUCGCCUCUCCGCCCUUCCACUCGGUGUUGGAGCGGCAUUAUGGGUUGGCAGUUCUCCAGAGCUUCCCAGAACCUUCGAAAGUGUUCAUUCAGUCGCUGCAGUAUGCGGUCCACAGAGCUAAGGGCUGGUGUGUCCUGCUCGUGAGCCGUCUCUCCGGGCCGGAUCUCAGACGCCAUCUUAGUUCGGCACUCCGAGCUUGACUAGGCCCUAUUUCAGGUAUGGAGGUAGGUGCCUUGUCGUUGUGUUCAGAUAGUUGCGUAGGGACCAGGAUGACCCCCGCCGGUCCAGUGGGGGGUAGGAGAGUGCCCAGACUAGUGAGCUACCGAUGAGUGGGAAGAUCGGCCGCCUCUCCCCAGCUCCGAUGUAGCAGGCCGCAGUGGCGGUACUCUGGUCUCCCGUGAUUAAACGGCUUGGCUAGGUUAAAUUGCUAGUUAACUGGGUUUAAUACCAUAUAAAUUGUUUAUUCCAGCGGGAGCCUGGGACACACACAUCUGCUCCUCUCGAUGGUUAGGCUCCGCCCCUUGUUAAUCUUUCUUCAUAGCUAAAAUGUUCCAUUCCUUUUAUUAAUUUUGUAGUCCGCCUCUGCUCUUUUUCUAGUGCCAUAAUAUCCUUCUUUAGAACAGGUGCCCAAAAUAGCACAGCAUAUUCAAGGUGUGGUCUUACCAGUGAUUUAUAAAGAGGCAAAAUGAUAUUCUCACCCCAAGAAUUAAUGCCUUUUUUCAUGCAUGACAAUACCUUACUGGCCUUAGCCACUGCUGAUUGACAUUGCACAUUGUUGCAUAGUUUGUUGUCUACAACAAUUCCCAAGUCCUUCUCGUGUGUUGUUAUCCCUAAUUCGAUCCCAUUUAGGGUAUAACUUGCUUGUGCAUUAUUUACGCCCAAGUGCAUAACUUUGCAUUUUUCUACAUUAAAUUUCAUCUGCCAUUUGAGUGCCCAGUCCCCAAGUCUAUCUAAAUCCCUCUGCAGCAAAGUAAUAUCUUGCUAACAUUGUAUUACUUUACAGAAUUUUGUGUCAUCUGUAAACACUGAAACAUGAAUACUUUUUUCAAGAUCAUUAAUAAAUAUGUUAAAUAGUAGGGGUCCCAGAACAGAACCCUGAGGGAUACGACUUGCCACCUCUGUCCAGCUUGAAAAUUUACCAUUAAUGACAACUCUAUUUUUAAGCCAAUCUUCUACCCAAGAACAAGAAUUUUUAUGUAGACUGAUUUCUUUGAGUUUGAACACUAAUCUAUUGUGUGAACUGUAAUACACCCCUCCCCAUUUGUUUUUUUAAUAUGUCCUAGAAAAGCAGCUGACGUGCUUGGGAAGGUAAGUAGGUGAAUGUACAGAUAGCUGGCAACUGUGGCAUGCUGGCACCUUAGCAGACAUCCCAGUUGGCAGAAUAUUUGCUUUAGGAGAAAGGAGUCUUGGUGAUGGAGAGACAGUGACUAGGCCAAGAAUAGCUAUUGUCUAACCUAGACAAUAUGCAAAUUUCUCAUUUGCAUUAUGGGAAGCUCACAGACAUCUUCAAAAUUCACAACCUACUUAUGUGAACACAGAUGCUUCUGAACAUAGAGAUCACAUUUCUGAGGAUAAGGAUAAGAAUAAGCAUCAUGGUAAUUAUAGAUCACAAACAUCAGAAUAAUUUUUUUGCUAACAGGAACUGCAGAUGUUUAUAAACUACAAUUCAUGUGAUGUUUAUAUAGCCCAUAGACUGACUCAACAUCAAUGGAUUUGUUAUUCUUUUUGAUAUGUGAUAUGUGAUAUCAUUUAGUUCCUUUCUGUUUAGGUCUGCUGUGUGAGAAAAUGCUGCAUCCUGAAAUGCCUUACUGCUUAGUACACCCAUGGUCAGAAAAAGGGGUAAUAACUUUACAUCUUCACAUGCCUCUACCCCAUUGUAAAAACUGCCAACAACAAUAAAACAAGUCAUCUGUGCGUACAUCUUUUAGACUACCAAUAAAAACAAUAAGCCGGAAAAAGGAGUCAUAAUUUACAACAUGUUGGGUUAAUCUUGACCCUAUUUGCCCCUAACAAUGGAGGUGACAUUUAAAACAGCUGUGACUCUUAUAAUUGCAGCACUAUCACAACAGCACUCUACAGCAGGAGUGCCCAAAGGUAGAUCCCCAGAUCUUGUAGAACUACAACUCAACCAUGAUGCUUUAUAUGCCUUUUGAAUGACAAAGAAAAGCAUUAUGGAAUCUCGGCCACGUUCAGUGCCUAGUCCUGGUCAUAUUGUCCCCUGGUUUUCACCCCUUCCCAAUUGGCUAGGAAGGUGCUUUUUGGAGGAGAUAUACAUCUUGUCCGGGAGACCAAUUGCCCCCUAUGAGUGGGAGGGAGCCCCCUGUCUCCAACAGCCAGAGCUCCUGUUAAGACCAUGUGCACUCCGCAUGGAACUAUUUUCAGCCUGAACUCUCUUAGCAACAGUCAAGAACUUUAACCCUGUGUCGUUUGUGCAAUACACCAUGUGGCAAACUUAGCCACUUGGACAAUACAGAGAGACUAUGGCUUUAAGGGUUGCCAGUGUAGUUCUGGUAAUGUACUGUGACCGUAUGCUUGCAUUGCCUGUAUGGGCUAUCUGACGAAAGCAGAUAGCUGUAUUUCAUUUCGUUUCACGAACAGCGCCUUUGCGGGUUGUUCGUGAACCGAAUUAACUAUCCUGCCAUAGCCCACACACUAAGAGACGUGUGGCGCUUGUUAACCGAUUGCAACAAUGUUGCAAUCGGUAAUUAGAGGCUCUCCUAGGUGGCCAUCGUUCGACUACCGACCAUGCGGCGGUCGGCAAUCGUGGAUCCUUUGUUCCUCCAGCGGUGUGUGGUCGUCGAGCGCAUGGUACUAAAAACGGCUCCUCGACGGCGCGAACACUGCUGGACUUUCUGGCCGUUCGGGAGUUCCGGGCCUUUCGGUAUUUUAUUCCCCGUAUGCCAAUCGUUCUUUUGAAUGUAUGUUUUGAUGAAUAUGUUUUUCAUGCGGCGUUCGGUUGUUUUAGCUGGGAUCUGAGCGGUGAUCUCACGAAUUAUGUGCUCAGACCCCAGCUAUCUACCGAACGUCCAUUCGUGCAAAUCAACCCAAUAUUCGAAAAGUUAUGUAUUUUAAUAUAAAUUGCUGGUUCUGCUGCACAGAGGGAUAAUCCACUUAACAUUACAUUCCAGUGGGAGGAUCCCUCUCGUGCAGCAGUGCCUGAUGGGAGAAAUGCCCAAAAUGUGAAGUCCCCCAUGUAGUCCCCUACUGUGUUACCCCUGCUAGGGCAGUAUGGAAACCCCUUGCAUGGGGACUUGUAUAAAUACUGGAGCUGCAAAUAAAGACCUCAGUUGACUCCCAGAAGUGUGUUUCGUCCGGUUACUGGGGGAUUUGGGAUAUUGCCUUGCUUUUCAGCGCUUGACUGUGGAUUACCUUCUUAACCAGCGGACAUCGUGGGAUUUAAUAUUGCCGCUCCGCUACAAUUGUUGGCAAGCGACGGGAUCCAACCUUACAGCCGAAAAGCGUGGUUAGUGCAAUUGAAACUGCCGGACAGGAAAAGGGAAUGGCAAUUCGAAUGCAACAAAAGAACCGAAAACAGAAGUGAAUGGAGACGGAUUAUGCUACAUUAAAACGGCAGACACUGAAAGAACUGCUGGAAGCUAGAGGAAAGAUAGCUAGCAACAAAUCCAAAGCCGCGCUGAUCGUUGAACUGAUGAAGGGCGACCAAGCUCACAACAGCACACCCCCACCAGCCAGGGAAGAAACCCCGUACCAAAGGGAAAUGAGAACCCGGCUGGAGUUUUUACCGCAGCCAGUACCCCUGGACAUCCUGACGGUCUUGAUGGCUGAUGUGCAGGAGUAUGUGAUGGCACAACACCAACAGGAGGCACCGUCCAGGGCAGAAUCCAUCACUACCUCCAUCUAUGGUCAGGUAAAGCCAAAAAUACCUUAUCAUGCCUUCAAGAUGUUCUGUGAGGAGAAGGAUGAGAUUGAUGGGUACUUGCAGGACUUUGAACGGCUAUGUGACCUGCACGACCUAGAGCAGGCAGUAUGGGUGCCCCUGCUAGCAGGAGAAUUGGCGGGGUGGGCAGCAGAAGUGUAUCACGCUGUCCCUAGGGAGGACAGCAAAGACUAUUCAAAAGUAAAAAGGGCCAUACUCGAGAGGUAUGCCAUUACGCCAGAAGCUUAUCGGCGCAAAUUCCGUGGAUUGCGCAAACCAGAUAAAGAUUCGUAUGCGGAAGGGGCGCACAAGCUGGACCAAGCAUCGCAGGGGUGGAUACAGGCAAGCCAAGCCGACACCAUGGAGGAACUGUGCCAACUUAUGCUCUUGGAACAAUUUUUCAACGGAUUAUCCCCUGAAGCACAAGAAUGGGUGAGGGACCGUAAACCUCUCACCUUACCUGAAGCCGCCAGAUUGGCUGACCAACAUUUUGAUGCCAGAAGACAUCAUGGGCUGGUUAAUCGGAACUACACAAGACCUCCUGGGCAACCCAGCACAGUAACACCCGCAACCACCAACCCCACUCCGUUUAGACCGGUCCAAGGGAACCCACCACCUCCCUCUCGCUACAACGGCUGAUCCAAUAUUCAGUGCCAUACCUGCCGACAGUGGGGACAUAUGUCCAGAGAAUGCACACAGAACCGGAGCAGACAAGCCUGGAACCAAGUGAGGCAGAACCCAACACCCAGGGCAGCGGCACAUCACUACCAGGUGGAACCUGACACCCAAGAGCUGCUGAGCAUUCAGACAGAGGAACCCAUGGGCAUUUUACACGAGGUGAUGUCUAUGCAGGCCACUGACAACCGGCAACACCAUCACCAAGUCGUGUUUGUAGAAGGCAAGGAAGUACAGGGACUACGUGACUCAGGAGCCACAUUGACUCUGGUGGCUCCACAUUUGGUCCCGGGUACCGCUCACACUGGCGGGUCUGUGGCAGUCCGGGUGGCGGGGGGAGCAAUGUACCGCCUACCCACUGCAAAGGUACAUUUGAACUGGGGUGCUGGGGAAGGGGUAGUGGAAGUGGCUAUCAUGAAGAAGCUACCCGCGGAUGUGGUAUUAGGGAAUGACUUGGGCCGGAUGACAUCUGCAUUUGUACCUCAGGCCCCUCUGCAAGAAGCACAUCCGGUGACCACUCGGCAACAGGCUCGCACCACGGUUCCACCAACACACUCUGAGGCUCAGGUAAGAGACCAUGACCCGCCCUUGACCCAUAUGACCUGGGACACCCCAACCACAUUUGAAGCCGAGGUUCAGUCAGACCCCACGUUGCAGGUAUACCGGGAUAGGGUAAGCACUGAUCAGGCCGGGCUAGAGGUGGAGCGGUAUAUAUGGGAGAAAAGACUGUUAUACCGGGUAGCAGAGAGAGUGAUAGGGGGCUCUGUCAUGGUAAAUACUAAAUAGCUAGUAGUUCCCCAAAAAUAUAGGCAGGAGCUCCUGAGGAUAGCUCAUGAUAUACCCCUCUCUGGUCAUUUAGGGAUGACCCGUGUAAUGAUAUUGAUGUUACAAAGUUUUGGAGUCCAGUAGACAGAUCAGCAAUGUUUUCUGCCAGAGGUAGCCACUCGUUACCCAGGUGGUUGAGCCCCUGAGCCUUGAGUGGCCUUCUGGUCUUAAGCAGAGAUGGGAGACUGGAACAGAAAGAUGAUAAUCGUAGUGAGGCAAGCCGAGGUCAGUGGGAAGGAGAAGCAGCAAAGUCAAAACAGUCCAAAUUCAGCAACAGGAAGGAGAAACAGGAACACGCUUGAUUAGAGAGUACAGGAACCACAAUAAUCUGGCAAAGGUACAGAGACAGGAAGUGGCUUUUAUAGGCCAAGAAUCAGACACCUGACCAGACACAGCUGAAUAGAGUUGUCACUGAUAACCUUGACUCUCCAAGCAAUAGUAUCAGAUCUCAGGUAAAUUUGCAAAAGGCAGGCUGGUGUACUGGUAAGGAAGAGGUUUAGCACCAUGUAAACCAGAGUUCGAAACCCAGCAGCGUCAGUUCCUCGUACCCGUUAUCGGCUGACACACGCCUUCUUCUGGCUGGGAAUUUCCAAAGACGAGAGGCAUUACUGCACCUCAUGUGACAUAUGUCAGCGAGUAGGUAAGAGGGGGGACUGCCACAAAGCGAAACUGUGCCCCCUGCCCAUUAUUGAGGAACCUUUUAGCCGAGUGGCCGUGGACAUAGUAGGGCCAUUACCUAAGCCUAGUCCCUCUGGGAAGCGGUAUAUGGAGAAUAUCCUAACCACUACGCCACCCGGUACCCUGAAGCCAUCGCUCUGCCCAACAUUCACGCUGAAACGGUAGCGGAGGCCUUGAUGAAAGUCUUCUCUAGGGUAGGAUUCCCUCAGGAGAUAAUCUCUGAAUUCACGGCCGAGGUCACCCAGCAAUUGUGGAGGAUAUGUGGCAUUAAGCCGAUCAUCAACUCCGCUUACCAUCCCCAGUCCAACGGGUUAUGCGAAAGAUUCAGUGGUACCCUAAAGCAGAUGCUCCGUACGUAGAGGCUCAUAAGGACUGGGAAUGAUUUCUUCCCCAUCUGCUAUUUGCCUAUAGGGAAGUACCCCAAGAAUCAACAGGUUUUUCCCCAUUUGAGUUGUUAUUUGGGAGAAGAGUACGGGGACCGUUGGACCUAAUUAGAGAGCAUUGGGAGGGAGAGAGUAGCGCAGAUGGGACCCCUAUUGUACCAUAUGUGCUAGAGUUCAGGGACCGCUUGGAGGAGUUAACCCAGGCCGUACGCACCAACCUACAGGCGGCCCAACAACGGCAGCACUGCUGGUAUGACAGGGGGGCCAGAGACCGUAGUUUUCAAGUGGGACAGAAGGUGUUAAUUUUAAAACCUGUCCGCACAGACAAACUGCAGGCCGUCUGGCAGGGCCCAUACCAGGUGGUAGAGUAGAGAUGCGACACCACCUAUGUGAUCGGCCCAUGCUCCGGGGUAGGGAAGAGACACAUGCUCCAUGUGAACUUGUUCAAACCCUACCACGAGAGGACCGAGGACGUGGCCGCCAUAUGCACGCCUGCCUCGGAAGAUCAGGAGAAUCUGCCACUACCCGAUCUGUUAGAGCAGGCAGAGCCCUCCAAGGGGGUUCAACUGGGGGAGCAGCUAAGCCCUCAAGAGUGAACUCAGGUCCAGGAGUUGAUAGCGGCGAAAGGCGCCACUUUCUCCAACUUGCCUGGGUACACUCUGCUGGCCACCCACCGAGUUGAAACCCCUGGACAGCUACCGAUGCGGUAAACCCCAUAUCGGAUUCCUGAAUCCGUCAGGGAACACAUGAGGAAAGAAAUUGAAGAGAUGUUGCAGUUAGGGGUUAUCGAACACUCUGAUAGCCCCUGGGCAUCGCCGGUAGUCCUGGUACCUAAGAAUGAGAAAACGGUGUCUGAUGCCUACUCGAUGCCCCGGAUAGAUGAGCUGCUAGAUAGGAUGGCAAGAGGCCAGUAUCUCACCACCAUAGAUCUAUGUAAAGGAUACUGGCAGAUUCCAUUAGCCGAAGAUGCCAUCCCCAAGUCGGCGUUUGUCACCCCGUUUGGCUUGUAUAGGGUCAUGCCAUUCGGGAUGAAGAACGCCCCGGCAACCUUUCAGUGGAUGGUAGAUCGGCUACUGGAUGGGUUCCAGGAUUAUGUAUGCGCAUACUAGGACGAUAUCGCCACAUAUAGCCAGACCUGGGCCGAGCAUUUACAACACAUAGGGGCAGUAAUAGAUCGUUUUGGAGAGGCAGGGUUGACACUGAAGCCUAGCAAGUAUCACAUAGGGAUGGCCGAAGUGCAGUACUUGGGCCACUGGGUAGGAAGUGGGCAACAAAUACCUGAGCCAGCAAAAAUUGAAGCCGUAGCUAAGUGGCCCACCCCUAGGACCAAGCCGGUUACUAUAGAAAAUUCGUGCCCAAUUACAGUGCCCUGGCCAAACCCCUGACUGACCUGACGCGCAAGAACCUACCUCGACAGGCUGUCUGGGCCCCAGAGUGUGAACAGGCAUUCACCCAACUUAAGACAGCUCUGACUAAUGCACCUGUACUUGCUGAUCCAACUAAACGCUUUCUUGUCCACACAGACGCUUCAAUGUUUGGAUUGGGAGCAGUACUGAGCCAAGUUGGAGCAGAUGACGGAGAACACCCUGUAGCUUAUUUAAGCCGGAAGUUGUUGCCCCGGGAAGUGAGCUACGCCGCCAUUGAAAAAGAAUGCCUGGCUGUGGUGUGGGCCCUGAAAACGUUACAACCAUAUCUCUAUGGGCAACCCUUUUCUUUGCUCACAGGGGUGGAUUAAGGGUGUGUGGAUGAAUUAGUGUGGAUUAAUUAAGGGGUAUGGAUUAAUUAAGGGGUAUGGAUUAAUUAAGGGGUAUGGUUUAAUUAAGGAGUGUGGAUUAAUUAAAGAAAACCUUUAACAUUUUUUACAGGUUUUUUUUUUUUUUUUGGGUUGGGGGGGGGGUGCCAAGCAUAGGAUCCGCCCCGGGUGCCAAAUGCUCUAGGUACGCCCCUGGGCUGGAGACAACGCCAGGCUGCUGCGCUGGAGUUUGGCGCUGCAGCCUUUUGACUUUACAAUCCAUUAUUGACCUGGGAAACAAAACGGUAACGCCGAUGGGUUAUCUAGACAAACAGACCUUGAGAAGUGAUCUGUGAGCCCUCCUCCGGACAUCCCCAAGCCGAUCCGUUGGGAUCAGACUGUGUAUGCCGGCUUGGUUCUGGGGGAGCAUUGUGGCAAACCUAUACAAUUGGACAAUACAGAGAGGGUUGCCUGUGUAGUUCUGGUAAUGUUAUAUGUUCCUGGGUGUAAUGUACUGUGACCGUAUGCUUGCAUUGCCUGUAUGGGCUAUCUGCCGAAAGCAGAUAGCUGUAUUUCAUUUCGUUUCACGAACAGCGCCUUUGCAGGCUGUUCGUGAACCGAAUGAACUAUCCUGCCAUAGCCCACACACUAAGAGACGUGUGGCGCUUGUUAACCGAUUGCAACAAUGUUCGACUACCGACCACGUGGCGGUCGGCCAUCUUGGAUCCUUUGUUCCUCCACCGGUGUUUGGUCGUCGAGCGCAUGCUACUAAAAAUGGCUACUCGACGGCGCGAACACUGCUGGACUUCCAGGCCGUUCGGGAGUUCCGGGCCGUUCGGUAUUUUAUUCCCCGUAUGCCAAUCAGUCUUUUGAAUGUAUGUUUUGAUGAAUAUGUUUUUCGUGCGGCGUUCGGUUGUUUUAGCUGGGAUCUGAGCGGUAAUCUCACGAAUUAUGUGCUCAGACCCCAGCUAUCUACCGAACGUCCAUUCGUGCAAAUCAACCCAAUAUUCGAAAAAGUUAUGUAUUUUAAUAUAAAUUGCCGGUUCUGCUGCACGGAGGGAUAAUCCACUUAAUAGUACAUUCCAGUGGGAGGAUCCCUCUCGUGCAGCAGUGCCUGAUGGGAGAAAUGCCCAAAAUGUGAAGUCCCCCAUGUAGUCCCCUACUGUGUUACCCCUGCUAAGGCAGUAUGGAAACCCCUUGCUUGGGGAGUUGUAUAUAUACUGGAGCUGCAAAUAAAGACCUCAGUUGACUCCCAGAACUGUGUUUCGUCCGGUUACUGGGGGAUUUGGGAUAUUGCCUUGCUUUUCAGUGCUUGACUGUGGAUUACCUUCUUAACCAGCGGAGAUCAUGGGAUUUAAUAUUGCCGCUCCGCUACACCCCAGAGAUCCAAGAGCUAUUUUCACUGAAUAGGUGCUUGGAUCAGACCUUUUAGGAAUAUAUAAUAUGUGGGGGAACAAUGUUGUUUUAUGUAUCUUUUUGCGAUCUUUGUGAUAGCAGACACAAUUAUUUCCCAGACAGAGGCGCCUGGGUGUACUGAACAGCGACCUCAUGCUGGGGGUCUGUGUAUAUAAACCUGUGUCCUUAUUCAAUAAAACCCAUUGUUUUAGCCUUCAUCAAAUCAUGACUGAUGUUUGGGUAAGCAGGUGCUAUAUUCAAUAUUCUUCUUGCGGAAUCUGGGAGCGUGUUAUAGGGGGCAUGCGCCUUCGUUGUCUUUGGCCCCUUAAAGAGGAAGUAACCUAUUUCACAUCUGGACUAACACUCAAUUUAUAUCUGUUCAAUUAUUACCCUAAUUGGUUCCCUAGCCUAUCAGCUCACACUUAGCCCUAUUUACAGGGCUCGACUCCUGCAGGAACGCAUGGGAACAGCGUUCCUGCACUUUUUCCAAAGCAGGAACGCCGUUGCCGUUACCAGUCCUGCAGGACCUGCCCUGCUACCAGCACACGCUGUGUUCCCUCUCCAGCUGCAGCUCACAUCUGCGAGACCCGCGGCUGUCAGAGCGUUGCCACAGGUUACCAUGGCAACACUCUGCACAGCACGCAGGCAAGUCUCGCGAGAGUUAGAGCUGGAGAGACAUCACAGCGUGUCCUUGGCCCCCCGUGUACAGUGGCGGGCUCCCUCCACAGGACCACCAGGCGAUCUCCCCCUCCCUGACAAGGUAAGAAGCAGGGAGGGGGGAAUUAAAUAAAGAAAUCUAAACACAUCAAUUUUAAAAAAAAUGCUUCCCCCCUAUCAUCCAGCACACACACACACACACAUAUCAUCCAGCACACACACACACACAUACACACACACAUCAUCCAGCACACACACACACACACACACACACAUCAUCCAGCACACACACAUACACAUCAUCCAGAGCACACACAUCAUCCAGCACACACUCACACAUCACACCAUCCAACACACACACACACACACAUCAUCCAGCAUACACACACAUCAUCCAGCACCACACACACAUCAUCCAGCACACACACACACAUCAUCCAGCAGACACACCCACAUCAUCCAGCACACACACGCACAUCAUCCAGCACACAUACCACAUCAUCUAGCAACACACACACACACCAUCCAGCACACACACACAUCAUCCAGCGCACUCACACACAUCAUCCAGCACACACACACACAUCAUCCAGCAUACACACACAUCAUCCAGUACACACACACACGCACCCACACAUCAUCAUCCAGCACACACACACACACACACCAUCCAACACACACACACAUCAUCCAGCACACACCACACACACACCAUCCAGCACACACACACAUCAUCCAGCGCACACACACACACACAUCAUCCAGCACACACACACAUCAUCCAGCAUACACACACAUCAUCCAGUACACACACAUACGCACACACACAUCAUUCAGCACACACACACAUCAUCAUCCAGCACACACACACCAUCCAACACACACACACAUCAUCCAGCACACACACACACAUCAUCCAGCACACACACACACACACACACAUCAUCCAGCACACACACACACGCACAUCAUCCAACACACACAUCAUCCAGCACACACACACACAUCAUCCAUCACACACACAUCAUCCAGCACACACACACACACACAUCAUCCAGCACACACAUACACACAUCAUCCAGCACACACACACACACACACAUCAUCCAGCACACACACACAUCAUCCAGCACACACACAUCAUCCCGCACACACACACACACAUCCUCCAGCACACACACACACCAUCCAGCACACACACAUACACAUACAUCAUCGUGCACACACACACACACACAUAUCAACAUAUCAUCCAGCACAUACACAUAUCAUCCAGCACCCACACACAUAUAAUCCAGCAUACACACACACACACACAUCAUCCAGCACACACACACAUCCCCCAGCACACACACAAACUUCAUCCAGCACACACACAAACUUCAUCCAGCACACACACACACUGCAUUCAUUAUACACAAUCUGCACUUACUACAAACACACUACAUUCAUUAUACACACUCUGCACUCAUUACAAACACACUACAUUCACUGUACACACUCUGCACUCAUUACAUUCACAAUACACACUCUGCACUCACGACAAACACACUACAUUCACUACAUAUACUGCAUUCAUUAUACACACUUUGCACUCACUACAAACACACUACAUUUACUAUACACACAUUGCACUCGCUACAAUCACACUACAUUCAUUAUACACACUGCACUCACUACAAACACACUGCAUUUAUCAUACACACUCUGCACUCACUACAAACACACUACAUUCACUAUACACACUCUGCACUCACUACAAACACACUACAUUCAUUAUACACACUCUGCACUCACUACACAGUACAUUUAUUAUACACACUGCACUCACUACACACACUGCAUUCAUUAUACACACUCUGCACUCACUACAAACACAUUACAUUCACUAUACACACUCUGCACUCACUACAAACACACUACAUUCAUUAUACAUUGUGAGAAAACCCACAAGAAGUUCGGGGUUUUCUCUGAGCAUCCAUCUGUUUAGUUUAUUCGGUUAGUUUAUGUCACAUUGGUUUGGUAGAUUGAAACUACCGAACACAGACCACCCUCCUGGCUCAUUGACUUCAAAGGAGCCCGUCAAUUUAGCGCUCUCUCUUGUUUGUUCGGCACAAAGGCAGCAGGACUUGGUCCUCCAGUGUCUGCAACUAAAAUCGGACACUCGACUUCCCGAACACUGGUCUCAAACAUACGAACGAUGGAACUGUAUUUCCCGAACAGCUAGGAGAGCGCUUUUCGGUACUUUGAUGUAUUCGUAUGAGGGGAACAUUCGCUCCUAUGAGCCAGGAGGCUCCGUUUGUGGAUUAUGGAGUUAUUUGACAUUUUCAGAAUCAGGGGAUGUGACAUUUGUGGGGAUACCUUAAGCAUAAAUGUUCUGAGUUUUGGGGGAAAUGUGUGCACUUCGUCUGGAGAUAAUUAGGUUAUUCCUUAACUUAUCUCAUAAUCUCACAGGCGGAGACAGGGAGUGUUUAAGUGUAACUGUACCUUAUGAUUGGCUAUUUAGUUUGUGUAUUGUGGGAGGUCCUCCUGCAAGGGGACCUCCAUAAAAGCCUGGGUGGUCUCAAUAAACAUGAGUCUUGUUACACCCUUCAUCAUGUUUCGGCUGGUGUUUGGGUACCUGAUUACUACUUAGGGAAAGCUGUACUAGAGGAUUUCGUUUCUUUGGACUUUAACUACUGACCAGAAGAACCGAACGGCGAGCCAUAAUCACCCAGGCUCUCAGCCGUUCGGCUCAAAUCAUACGAACCCAUAGCUACCACUUCAGGGUUCGUUACAUACAUACUGUGCAUUCAUUAUACACACUGCACUCACUACACACAUUGUAUUCAUUAUACACACUCUGCACUUACUACAAACACACUACAUUCAUUAUACACACUCUGCACUCACUACAAACACACUACAUUCAUUAUACACACUCUGCACUCACUACACACAUGGCAUUCAUUAUACACACUCUGCAAUCACUACAAACACACUACAUUCAUUAUACACACUCUGCACUCACUACAAACACACCACAUUCAUUAUUCAUACUCUGCAUUCACUACAAACACACUACAUUCACUAUACACACCUUGCACUGAACUAUAUGCAUAGGAGUGUAAAUUAUUUUAUUUUUUUAGGGGGGAAGUGUGGGAAUCUUGGGUGAGUUCCCACACUUUUUUCCCCAGGACUUGACCCCUGUCUAUUUAUACCUCCCUUUGACAUCACUUCCUUGCCCUGCCCUGGUCUUUGUAGCCCAAGAGUGCAUUUUCUUAGUGUUGACUUUUCUGAUAUUUGACUUUGGCUUGUUUCUCGUUUAUCGAUUCUUCUGGUAUCCUUGACCCUUGGCUUUGUUCUACAUUUAUCCUCCUGCCUCCAAUCCUGAUCUUGGCCUGUCUGACUAUUCUAUACUUCUUGCUGUACUUACAUUCAUGUUAAGUCCGGCCACUCUAAGGCCUGGUAAUACGUCUUAGUUUGUGUAUUGGUAAGAACCCCUUAGUUUGCAUGUUAGGUAUAUUGACAAUGACAGAGAGACUUACAACAGAGCUACCACUCUAGCUACAGGAGCUCUGAUACAUCUGGUGGCAGUGGCAGGAUUCUCUCCUGACUGAAUGAAUGUCCCGAGCAAGAAAACAAAUGAAUGGACCAGCAGUACAAACUACUAAAGCGAACCAUGUUGAAGAAUCUACUGGAAGUUCGAGAGCGAGCAAUAAGUAAAAAACCUCACUCAUCGCCGAACUUAUGGAGAGCGACAGAUCUAGUACCUCCUUACAAGGAAACACAGAGGAAUAUAAAUUCCAGAGGGAUGUACGAUGGUGGCUAGCAACUUGGGCUCAAACCCCUUGAAGGACAUGAUCUUGCAAGUGAUGGUUCAAGCGAUUGAGGUGCUGAAAGCCCGAGUGCAAAAAACCUGAGCAUCACUCAGAGAUAUGGAGUCAAUACAGGGAUCCAGCAGUGUAGGACCAUGAAAACUUAACUUUGUGGAUUUCACAGCAUUCAUGAAUGGAGAGGAAGAUAUUGGCAAUUAUCGUCAAGAUUUUGACGAUAUGCCUUGGAAGCACUCGACAAAGCCAAAUGGGCUGCUAUCUAAGGACAGGCAGCUGAGGCAUACUUGGGAGUACAUUCACAACUACGAGCAGGUUAAAGAGAAACUGCUGGCCAGGUAUGUGUUUACCCCCGAAGCUUACAGGUGAUGGUUCUGCAGACUGCGAAAAGGGGGAAAAGACUCAUAUGCUGAAUGGGCUUUUCAAAUGUAAUGAGCAACUCAAAACUGAAUGCAGGAAUGCCAGGCUGUUACCUUGGUAGAUGCCGUACAACUGCUAUUAUUGGAGAAAUUAUUUGACCACACUCCCCAUGACCGAAUGCAGCUCGUCUGGCUGACGAAUUCCAUGAUGGUGAAGACCCGACAGCAGCUGGUUUACUGACUUUGAACAAACCGAUCGCACUGUGGCCGGUGGACCAUCCAUCAACUCCUACCGCCUGGAUCCACCUAAACUGUGGCUCGGGGCCCAAAUACCUAGAAGUUGGGAUUAUGAAAGACUCACCAGCCAAAGUACUAUUAGGUAACGACUUGGGAGGCUUAACCUCCCAGUUCACAGCAACAAAUCCAAAGGAUGCCCUCCCUGUAACAACCCGACUCCAGGCCAGAACGAUGGAACUUUUGCACUCUGAGGACAUACUUACCAGACCUUAACUGCCCAACCUGCCCCAUACUGGGGCUCCCCCCAAGACUGUGAGAGGGAACAGAGAGAGGACCCCAUGCUUGGUGGGUAUAGAAGGAAGGCUGACACACAGCAAGGGGGGCUAGACCAAGAAAGGGGCUACUGUACCGAGUAACUGAGGGAACUGGGAGGGUAGCUGCCAACUGGUAGUACCUCUAAAAUAGAGACCUGAGCUAUUCAUGACAUUCCCCUUGCUAGACAUUUAGGGAUCCAUAAGACCAAGGAAAGUCUGACCAAGGCAUUUUUCAGGAAUAUUGCAGGACCUGCAACACUUGUCAGAGGGUUGGAAAAAGAGGGGACCACCCUAUGGGAAAGUUGAAUCCCCUACCUAUAGUCGAGGAACCAUUCUACUGGGUAGCGGUGGACAUGGUAGGGCCCCUGAGUAAUCCCAGCCCCUCAGUGAAGAGAUAUAUCCUAACCGUGGUAUACUAUGCUGUAACGGACCGUUUUGCACACCAGGGGUUAAAACCGUUUAGGCGAUAUUCCCCUUUUCAGAUGCACAGGCACAGCUACUGCAGAACACCAAUCCGCCGAACAGGAAAACAUAUGAAUGCUGUAAACAGCCGAAUAGGAAAAACCAUAUGAAUAGGUUUACACUCCUAGCAGUCAAACUGGAACAGCAUAUAAUAAAUCCCCCCAAGAACGAGACAAAGCUCCGUGUUGAAGAUCAAGCAGUGAACAGACAGAGCUGUGGGUUUAUUGUUCUUAUAUACACAUUCUUACACAUUAGUACCACCCACAGGGUUUUGCACAACAACCAAUCAUAAACGUACAUUACAGAAACACUCCCAUCAAUUACAGUGGAGUGCAUCGGCGACACUACGUAUAUAGUGCCUACUGUCAGAAUGUAAGGGUACGGAAGCCCUUUCACGUUUUACCUAGAAAGACCGGUGGAAUUGGCGGCGAAAUACGCCCCAGCUUUCAAGGACAGUGACUACCUCCCCUUACCCGACUUACUAACCAGGUCUCCAGGGACCAUAGACCAAGUCAGUCUGGAGGCUCAACUUUGCAAAGGUUAUUGGCAAAUAUUUUUCAAAGGAUGGCUGACCAGCUUUUGGAGGGAUUUCAGGACUAUGCAUUUGUGUAUCUGGAUGAUAUUGCCAUAUUCAGUCACACAGGGGAAGCCCACCUUGAACACAUUUUGAUGGUAUUUGACUGGAUCUGUUCGGCUAAAUUGACUUUACGGCCAGACAGAUGUCAUGUAGGGAUGGUGGAGGUACCAGAGUGUUCUGUAUACUCUAAGGCAGUGGUUUCCAAACUGUCCUCAAGGCACGCCUACCAGUCCAGGAUUUAAGGAUGUCCCAGUUGUGUCAAGGUGUGUUGUAUUUAUUUAUUUAUUUAUUUUCUUUCUAAAACACCUUAGACCUAACUGGAUAAUCCCUAAAUCCUGGAUAAUCCCUAAAUCAGGACUGGUUUGAAAACCACUUCCCUAAGGUUUUAAAUUUUAACAAAAGACAAUACCGGUUCUAUUUUUUUGCAUCUACAUUAUAGUACAAAUUGUCUGCAUUAUAAAUAUAAAUGCCAUUUAAGAGUGGUUGCUCACUAAACUAAUCUUGAUUAUUUUAUUAUUUUGACAGGCUGCAAAAGCUCAAGAGAAGUUAAAGAAACAAAAAAGUGAAGAAAAGAGCACCGAACCUCUCCAACAGAAUAACCGUAGUAACAAAGUGUCUAAAGAUGUAAAGGAAUCAAAAUCACUGGGAAGUGCAAAUAAAAAAGAGGAGGAAAAAAAAAAGGAUAUUCAGGUUCCUCAAGUUACCAAGACGAAGGAAAAACAGGGAGAGGAUAGGACCAGCAAGAGCAUGGUUAAGGAAAAGAUAGAGAGAACUGAGUCUAAAAAAACUGUUGGAGAAGUAAGUACAAAACAAGCAGAAAAUAAGAAAGAAAGCACUAAAGAGGUCAAAGAAAAGGCAAAAGCAAAAGAAACACCAGAAAAGAAAGAGGUGAAAAAUGAAAAACAGCCAGAAAAUAAGCCUAUAUUCAAUAAAAAGUCUGAGACAGAAGUAAAAAAAGAAAUACCACCAUCUAAUAAGAAUACAUCAGUGGAGGAGGGAAAAAAGAUUUUGCCAAAAACUGUUGAGCCAGAGUCUGGAGCUCCAGAAAAUGGAACUCAGAAUCAGGCAGAAGGUGGCAAAGAUGACGAGUCAUCCAGUAUGUUUGAUGAACUAUUGGAGAAAGUGAAAAACAAUGAUAGUGAAAUAAUAGAACUCAACCUUAACAACUCAGACUGCAUCACAAUAGAAACUCUAAUGAGUUUUACUGAAGCACUUGAAUUCAAUACAGUAGUCAAGAUUUUCUCUUUGGCCAACACUCGUGCAGAUGACCACAUCGCUUUGGUCAUUGCUGCAAUGCUGAAAUCAAACAAAACUAUCACCAGUAUCAACCUGGAUUCCAACCAUGUCACAGGAAAGGGAAUAUUGGCUAUCUUCAGAGCUCUUCAGCACAACAAUACACUGACUGAGUUACGCUUCCACAACCAGCGCCAUAUCUGUGGAGGCAAAACGGAGAUGGAGAUAGCUAAAAUGCUUAAAGAGAACACCACUUUACUAAAACUUGGCUACCACUUUGAAUUAGCAGGGCCACGCAUGACAGUAACAAACUUGCUCAGCCGUAACAUGGACAAACAAAGGCAGCGCAGGUUAGCAGAGCAGAAAUUGUUACAAGGUUCAGACAAUAAUAAAAAAGACACCUUGGAAGUUCCCAAGAUUGUUGCUCCUAAGAAAGUUACUCCGAAGUCAUCACCUCUGCCAUCUCCUAAAAUUUCACAGAGAAAUACUUUUAAAAAAGGAGAUGUUCCUGCCCCUCCUCCACCCCCUCCACCAUUUGCCCCUCUUGCACCACCCCUUAUUAAUGAAAACAUCAGGAAUUCCCUCUCUCCUGCAUCACAAAGGAGAAUAGUGGAAAAGACAGGACCUUCAGAAAAGAACAGCAGGGAUCAACUCCUGGAAUCCAUCAGAACUAGUAACAUCAAAAAACUGAAAAAGGUGAGCAAUCAAAUUAAAAAGGUGUAAUUACAGUGGGCCGAUUGGAGUUUAAUAUUAGACAAGCAUCUCAAAUGUGUGGAUGGAUGAAUAGAUGGAUGGAUAGACCUAAUAGGUUACAAGGAAGAGUCUUUAACCGAUACUUUAAGUCAAGAUGUAUCAGAGCUUAUUUUUUUUUUCUUGGAAGUUAAGGUUGAACAUGUCACUUCAUUUUAAGGAUAUCCUAAAUCUCCCCGAAUACAUUAAAUACAUCAUAUAUCACAGAGAUACAUGAUGUAGUCACUGUAAAAUGUUGAGAUAUACACAUCUUACCUCCAAUCCAUGGCCCCCCUUUCCUACGUUUCGUGGGUGUUACUCUUCUGAAAUGCCCCCCUUCAGUUCGCCCAAACAGACCUUCUGUUUGACCCUGACUAGCUGGCUCAGUUAUGUUGCUAUUGUGUGAAGAGCAGAAAGUUCUCUUUUGCUCUCCCUUGUAAGCCGACCCUUUCAUCAGCAUAGAGUUUAUGCUGAAGAACUGACUGGCAGGUAGGAGAAAGACCUAUUUUUAAAUAGGGUUUUUCUUUCAAUAUAAAGCUUUGGUAGCAAAUCUACUAGCACUUUUAAAAGUGCAUACAUUGGAUGCUUAUUGUUGGUUGUAGAAGGAAAAACCUGAUGAGAACUGAACAGCUUUGCAUGACCCAGAAUAGAUAUAUAAACAGAAUACAUGCUCAGAACAAGAAACUGAUUUCCAUGAGGACAUCUAAAGACAUCAGUGCUUAUAUGUUACAUUUAGUAAAAGUUAGACUUUACAUGGCGGAAAAAUUUGUUUAUGCCUAAUCAUUUUUUUUUAAUGAAAUUAAAAAACUUUUUUUUGCGAGUCGAAGUACAGCCAUGCUCUAAUUAAGUUUGCCAAAUACAGCCAUGCUCUGUUUCAGUUUUUCAGAACUUUGAUUGUAUAAUUGCGUUUCAAACUAAAUUUGGGCAAACUGGUUUUGAUUAUAACCUCUCACUCAUUGACUCAGUGAGGAGUUAAAAAUGGAAGUAGUGGUUCUAAAUGGGUCUUUUUUUAGUUAGCAGCCACAGGCUGCUCACUGUUUAAUAGACAUGCCCCUACUCGCAGUAUAGCGAGUAGGGGCAUAAUUUACUAAUACUAAGUAAUCUUUACUUAGUAUUAGUAAAUUUGUCUGAAAGACCAAUUUAGGUCUUUCAGCCUUUUAGUAGAUAGCUCCCUAAUACCGUGGGAAUUAGGGAGUUAUCUACUUAUUCAUUCCUGUCAUUAUAUUGACUGGCUAAGUAACUUACAUUUUAUAUGAAUGUGUGUUACUUGAUUGUUGUAAGUGUUGCAAAUGCUUACAGCUGAAUCCUGGCUAUGUUUGUAUACUUUUUAUUUAAAAUUGUAUACAGUGUAACAUUCUUCAUUCUUACACUGGGUAAGUAUAUUAGUUCUUAGGCAAUACUGUGCUUCGGAACUUCGGCCACUUCGGAACUUUGCACUUCGGAAAUUCGGUAAUUUCAGAACUUCGGGUCUUCGACAAUUUGGCAAUUCAUCUAUGCGGACAUUCGGAAGUACCCGAAUGUUCGAAUUGCCCAAAAUUCGUCCGAAUUCACAUUUGGACCGAAACAAAUUGCACAUGUCUAGUCCUGGGAGCUCUAGUCCUUACAAGGACUUUCCCCGUUGAAUCCUCCACACUAGAACCAUGAUUAAAGAAUAGCCCUUUCCCCUCCCAGUAAUCAGACGACAUAUAGUUCUGGGAGUACAAGCUGGAAUGCUUUAAUGGCAGUGACAACUGGCCUUAUAUGCAUGUCCCCAUGCAAGGGGAAAUUCCCCCCUUGACCUGAGAGUAAACCACAGUAGAAACAAAUACACAAUUACAUUGGCUCUCAGGUCCAGGACACUCCCAUACAAAAUCAGAUAAUCCCUCCUUAGUGCCUAGACUAUAAUUGGAUCAGGAACGGUACCAACAUUACAGUGGCCUACAUUGAUUAUCGUGCUUGGAUUGUUCCUCUAAGCUCGUUAAUAUACAGCUAUAUGUUUACCCACAAGGUUUUUGAAUAUGUAAUGUGUAACUGAACAUUUCUUAAAGAAAUAAUCCAAGCACAAUGAACACUACAGGCUUGACCAUGAACACUACAGUCACUGCCUCUGUGAGGAGCUUGAAGCUGAUACUAGUCUGUUCAGGGCCAACUCAUUGGCAAAAACGGUAAAGGUUCUUGUACCGAAGGGUGAAACUGAUAAAAAAUGAAUUGUAAAAUCUUCUAGCUCAUGUUCUUACUUAAAUUGUAUGCUAAUAUACUAGAAUAUAUUCAACAAAAUAACUUUUUUUUUUUAGAUACUUUCAGUGUAAAAGGGGUCUUUAUUGCACCAGGGAAGCCAGUUAGACUUAUGAUGUGCCUGAUAUAACCUGGUUAUGUACACCGACCCAAGAGUUAAAGCCCAUUGUCAUAUAUAUUCAGAAGGAAUCUGGCCUAUGGCAUUUGUCCCAGCUUUUGAAUAUGACACAGAACCUUAAUAUAUUUCUGUAUUUGUUUUCUUUUCUAGGUAGAGGUACCUAAGUGGCUGAAGUAAAUUGUCUUUCAGGAGGUCUCUUCAGUUCUGACUCAGCAAGUAAUUGACAUCAUAAAUAAUCCACUUGGGUAUUUAUAUAGACUCACUGUCAAUGGGUACAUUUAUCCACACCAUGCAAUAUUUAUUUAACAGCGAUUCUUGCAGUUAUUGUGUUAGCAUUUAAUCAUGUAGCUUCACUCCAACUGCUGCCCUAAUUAGGCAAUAUUUCCAAAAUUAGCUGUGUUUUAUAAUGUGACUGGUAUUCAACUGUUUACACAUCAUGCCAUGUCGGCCCAAAUGUUUUAUGACAGUGAUAAUUGAUUAAGAUGCAUAAGAUGAUGUAUUUUGCUGGAUAGCAGACAAUAAAACAAACUUGUCAUUUGCUUAUUGAGAAUUUAAAGGGAUUACAGCUUCUUGACUCAUGGGAAGUGAACAUGGGAAAUGACGGGGGUCAAACAGGGAAUAUAGGUUCCAUAUUCUGUGAAUUUAUUUUCCAGGUAAUCCAUUAUUCUGCAGAGAAAAAAAUAUCUACAAAUUAUAUCUUAUCUGAAUAGCGUGGGACACAAGACAGCAUAAUUCUGUUUUUCAAUUAAAAAAUUCUAAGCCAUUUAAGAGUGCAAUAUGUGAGAAAAAUGUUUAUUGUAUAAAGCGCAUUGCUUGGUUAAACUCGCUCAUCACUAAACUUAUGUUUAGGUACAUUGAGGUACAUACUUGUAUCACUGUUUUUAAAUGGAAAAAAAGAAAGCUAUAUUUGCACACCCAUGUAUAUAUAUCUAUAUGUGUAGGACUCAAAAUUACACUCGUCACUAGCCUUUGGCAAGUGAAAAUGUAGCCCUUGUGAGUUUACCAUAAACUCCAGUGGUGAGUAACUUUUAAGGCUUGGCUAGUAGCUUAGGACUUGAACUUUUAAGCAAUGUAUUUGUACAUAUUUUUAUACAUGCAUGUGGCUGCUUUAGACUUCUUAGAGGAGAAACUUUCAAAAGUUUGUUUUAAAAUAUGUUUAAGUGCAAUAAAGAAAGUAUUACAUAUACUGCAAUAUUGUAUUAUUUAAAACCUGCAUCACUGGAAUAAUAAUAGUUACAGGCACUUAUAUUCCAUUUGGUUAUCAAAAAUUGGCUGAUAACUUUUCAGCAGUUCACACGGAAAAUCUGUUCAUUUUAUUAUCUGGUUGUUGUUUGGUUACCUGUUAAAAAAAAAAAAAAAGGAAAAAAGCUGAAUCUAUGUGUAAGAUUUUAUUGACUAUUUGCAGUUGACUUGAAAGCAAUUUUCCUUCAUUUGUUUAAUCCACUUUCCUUAACCCCUUAGGGACACAACUUUCCGUCAUGUGUCCUUAAGGGGUUAAAUGAGAACUACACUAAUGCUACCAUCAACCCACCUUACCAUAUAAUAAUACCCAAAUCAUUACCUUCCCUUUCACAUUAAACCAUUAUUGUAGCUGCAAUUUGUUCCUUAGAGCAGGGUAAUUUGUCUGCUGUGUUCAAAUACAUUUAAUUUGUAAUUCAACUGAACAAUUUUCCAACAAAUCUCUGCAGCAAUUAAAAUAAUCUAAAUAAUAGCAGGGGCCCAUUUGGUAAUAUUUAUAGGUAUAAAAACCUUUAAAACACAUACGCACACCAUAUAUAUAUUUAAUAAACAUAAUGUUUGGAUAUAUAUAUUCUUAAACAUAAUGGUUGGAUGUUGCAAUGUUUGCAGGCAUUUUUGAGGUGUUUUUAUGGCACUGCAUGUUUCACUCUGGAAAGAUAUGCUGAAAUUUAACCAGCUUUCCAUAUAAGGUUAUUUCAUCUGCCUGUUCCUUAAUCACAGGAGGAGAGAGGGGCUGUGGCUGGUGGUUGUCGGGACAGCUUUUUGGAGCAAAGAGAGCAACAGAAUGUUAAAGGGAAAAUAAAUGUACAUAGGAGGAGAAAUAUUAAGAAGAAAACAAAUAUUGAUUUAGAUUGCAAGCAUCAUUUUCAGAUGUUCCAUUCUUAGUAAGCAUGGUGCUUAUUUAACCCGUGGUCCACUGAUUGAGUCACUCAUUAAGCGGUCUAUUUAUUAAACACUGAAUGUUGGUAAAUAGAUAACCAACAACAUGUCAGUGAAAACAGACUAAAGCCAGGGCUGACCCAGGAUAAAGUGCGGCCACAAUUCAAGGAAAGAAUGCUGCGUCCACCCUGACCACUAAAACCUUAGCACCUGAAACCAUGCUCAUAAAAACACCUCCCAUGCCCUAUUCAACAAAUGGAAAACCUCUAUCUGUGCAUGUCCAUAACACCACUAUGGACAUUCAACUCUAGUUGCCCCCCUUUUCAUUUCCUACUUCACUACAUUCCCUCAUCUGAUACCACUUCUCUCCCUGCCCCACAGCUAUAGUAGUAUACACAAAAAUAUCCUGCACUCUCGCAUACAAUCCACGUGCUCCAGGCCCAAGGUUGGCAAUUCUCAAUUUAGCAGAUAUGACGAAAGUCAGGCACUCAGGGUAAUACAAAAAUAAGAUUUAUUGGAACAAAAGAGCAACAUUUCAGCCUGCACACAAGCCAUUGUGCAGGCUGAAACGUUGCACCCAUUGGUUGCAUUCAGCGCUUCCUAUAACUCAGUUUCAGAUGCCGAAUGCUCCUGGAGGACCUGGAUAUCUGGCACUGGAGGCUGACUUUGAGGUUGAGUUGUUCUAGAAGCUGGCAUCAUAACAACUUCAUGUUCCUGGCAUCAUAGCAAUGUCAUUUCUAUUAAGUUGUUAUGGUAACCAGAGUGUUCCUUUAAGGGAUAUGCACUUAAAAUCCACAAUAAAAAACAAAAUUAAUAAAUGUUUAACAAAUAGACAGGAUUUACGCUAGGCAUUAACCCAAGCAUAAGAAAUGCUAAUUUUUGUUAAGUAGAAUUAGUUUAAUAGGUUCACUUUUAAAGAUAGUCUCUAUCUAAAAGUUCUAUAGAACAUACGUAAAAUUGUAAUGUAAAAUGAAAUAAUUUGCAAUAAAGUGUAACACUAUUGACUCUAAUAAUACUGUGUGCUUUUAUCUCAAGUGUGUAAUAAAUAAUGCUAAAUAUGUGUUCAGCUUCAAUGUACUUGAGGGAUGCAUGAUCACAUGAAUUAUUAUAUAGCACAAAAUGGUUCCACAGCACUUUACAAUAUUAUAAAAGGGAUAAAUUGAACAAUAAAUGA
This is a messenger RNA of Pelobates cultripes (western spadefoot toad), 28296 nucleotides long. The record is from the annotation of a GenBank genome assembly. Lineage: Eukaryota; Metazoa; Chordata; Amphibia; Anura; Pelobatidae.